AUGACAGCCACCCUCCCCGCGCGGGACGCGGACCGCGACCCCGUCGGCCUGGCGUCGCCGCCAGAGUCCGUCUCUGACAGGCCCAAGUGGGCGCUCAUGGCCCUCGACCCAAGCGGGAAGAGGCAGCUGCUGGUCAGGCAGCUGGUGUCGGGCAUCGAGUCGGACGCCAUGGUGUUCCGCGAGCUCGCGGGCGGCGGGGGGGACAACGACAUCGACAUCGACGCCGGGGGGCUCUCGGUCGCCAAGUGGAACAAGAAGCCGUUCCCCCCGGCCAAGAUGGCGCGGGGCAGCCGCGAGGUGCGCGUCGCGAAGAUGCUGGCGGGCUCGGCCGCGGCGCGCCGGUUCGCGGCGCUGCUGGCGGCGCAGGACAUGAGGGGCGGCUACCGCGAGAGCUGGUGGCGGCACUACAACCUGGGCGACAUGCACGACGUCGUCAGCGCCGGCUUCCGGGGGUCGCAGGCGCCGGCGAGCCUCGUGUUCCGGUGGGUGGCGCAGUGCCUCGAGGGCAUCGCGUGCCUCGACGGGGAGCUGGGCGCGCGGCACAUGGACCUCCACCCGGGCAACGUCUUCUUCCACACGGACGGGGGCGACGUCGACGCCGUGCUGGGCGACUUUGGGCAGGCGCGCCUCGCGGGCGAGCGGCCGCCCGUCUUCAGCAGCGGCGAGGAGGAGCUGUCCGCGAUGGGCGCCGAGGGGGGGAGGGCGGCGCGGAUGUCGCCGCCCCUCAGCCUGGACGAGGCCAAGGGGGACGAGGACUACUCGUGGCGCACGCGCUGGGACGCGCGCCAGUUCCUCGACCAGAUCGCCAACACGCUCAUGAACGGGUUCGGCGGCGGCGAGAGGGAGGAGGCCGGCGACGACCUCCUCCUGGCCGGCUUCUUCGCCAGCCUGGAGGCCAUGGUCGCCCGCGACGAGGCCGACCGCCGGCUCCCCGAGCGCCAGCGGCCCCCGCUGCAGGACCUGGCGCCGCUGGUCCGCGACGCGUGGGAGCUCUCCCGGCUGUGCGCGUGGGAGGCGGCCGACGGGGCCGCGGCGCGGCAGGUCCGCGCGAACCUGCUGGCCGGGCUGGCGGGGAUGCCGUCGGGGGUGCAGGUCUUUGACAGCGAGGGUGCGGCGCGGGAUGCCUACGAGAGGCACGUCGGCGCCGGGAUGCUGCGGGUCGUGGACCUGUCUGAUGACGGCCGGUCGGUGAGGGCCGCGGCCGCGGAGCUCGCGGCGUUCAAGGUCGCCGGCACCGCGUGGGUGGCGCCGCCGCCGUCGACCAGCUCGACGCCUGCCACGAGCGGCGCCGCCGAGGAGAGGCCGCUGGCGCUGGUCUGCGAGGAGCUCGUGAGCAGGUACGCCCGGUAG
Molecule: messenger RNA, 1350 nt
Organism: Diaporthe batatas
Lineage: Eukaryota; Fungi; Ascomycota; Sordariomycetes; Diaporthales; Diaporthaceae
Exons: 1
Coding region: 1-1350 (449 amino acids)
Source: RefSeq, a predicted model, not a curated record